Molecule: messenger RNA, 408 nt
Organism: Closterium sp. Yama58-4
Lineage: Eukaryota; Viridiplantae; Streptophyta; Zygnematophyceae; Desmidiales; Closteriaceae
Source: the annotation of a GenBank genome assembly
AUGCGGCCACCGCGCGGAGGAGGAUUUAGGGGGAGGGGUGGCGGAGGAUUCGGCGGGCGCGGCGGGGGAUUUGGCGGAAGAGGCGGCGGGCGAGGCGGCUUUCAACGGGAUGAGGGGCCGCCGUCCCACGUCGUGGAGGUGUCGACGUUCAUGCACGCGUGCGAGGGCGAGGCGGUGACGCGGCUGACGGUGAGCGAGAAGGUGCCGUACUUCAACGCGCCCAUCUACCUCGAGAACAAGACGCAGAUCGGCAAGGUCGAGGAGAUCUUCGGCCCCAUCAAUGAACCGUAUUUUUCGAUAAAGAUGCAGGAGGGCGUGGUGGCGACGUCCUACUCGCCGGGGGACAAGUUCUUCAUCGACCCCAUGAAGCUGCUGCCGCUGCAGCGCUUCCUGCCGCAGCCCAAGUGA